AUGAAGCUCAAUCUUGUCACUUUAUUUGCCUGCGUUCCCGCUCUCUUCGUCGAAGCAAGCAAAGUUAGGAGUGAGGACAUCUCUGUAACGUCGGCAUGUCGACGUGCCUGCUCUCGUAUUGCCAAUGACUUCAACUCUGCAACAACCAACCCGGGAAAUGGGAACCUCACGGUCUGGGAUGCCAAGCAGCAGGCUGUCCAGUCAGCCUGUCGUGUUGUUCCUGUAUCUACCGACGAGGUGUCCCGAGUGAUGGGAAUCGUGAUCGAGGAAUCGUGCCACUUUGCCGUCAAAGGGGGAGGUCAUGCACGUUAUCCGGACGACUCGGUGUCCGUUGGAGGAGUGACUAUCGAUAUGCAGAGAAUGAGAUCCAUCCGCGUUUCACCAGAUCGGAAAACCGUGAAAGUGGGCAGCGGGCAUAUACUACACAGCGUUUACGAAGCCCUUGACCCGUAUAACAUGACGAUAGUCGGAGGUAGAGCCGCCACAGUCGGUCUUGGUGGAUAUACCCUCGGCGGGGGUUUAUCCCAUCUCUCCCCGAGAUAUGGACUAGCUAUGGAUAACGUGUUUGAGUACGAGCUUGUCCUGCCUAACGCUACGGUAGUGGCAGUGAACGAGGACGCUCAUCCCGAUCUCUAUUUUGCCCUCCGCGGGGGUAUGAAUAACUUCGGCAUUGUGACUCAUUUUACCGUCAGAGCUGUGUCCCAAGGUCAAAUCCACGCCGGAGACAGGACCUACACAAUAGAUAAAAGAGAUGUCAUUCUAGACCAGGCAUACAGGCUUACGACACAAUGGAAAAACGACACAGCCAUGUCCUUCUACCAUGGCUUCGGUUAUAAUCAAAGUACUGACCAUUACACUUUGUCCUUUACCCCGGAGUAUUCCCAUCCCAUUCUGAACCCUCCUCCGUUUGCAGAGCUAAAACGUAUCGCAUUCGAGACUGAUACGGUUCGGCUCGAUCGGGCAAGUGAAUUCUCAAAGGAGGUCGCGUCGGCAACUCCUCCGGGAGGUCGCAACCUGUUUGCCACUAUGACGUACUACUCAUCAUUGGAGCUUGAUAAACAGAUGCAAGAAAUCAUGAUGGAAGAGAUCGAGUCGUUCAAAAGGACUGCAGGAUUCUUUCCCAACUUGAUCCUGCAGCCACUCUAUGAAGCUGCCAUCCAUGCUGGGAGACAACGCAGCGGGAAUGCUGCAGGGAUCAAUGCUGAUGGCCCUCUCACCGUUGCCCUACUAACUGUUCUCUGGGAGAACUCUGCCGAUGACAAUGCAAUGAACACAUUCGUCAGCCGAUGGGUAGAAAGGGCCACUACCUUCAUCCACAAGUCGGGGAAAGACCACCCUUGGCUUUAUAUCAACUACGCUAGUAAAGAUCAAGAUCCAUUUUCCGGAUAUGGAGAGAAGAACCUCCAGCGACUGCGGGAUAUCCAGAAAAUGGUUGAUCCUACAGGUGUGUUUACAUCAACAGGAUUGUGCAGAGGGUAUUUCAAAUUGUUGUAA
Molecule: messenger RNA, 1494 nt
Organism: Penicillium expansum
Lineage: Eukaryota; Fungi; Ascomycota; Eurotiomycetes; Eurotiales; Aspergillaceae
Product: FAD-dependent oxidoreductase
Exons: 5
Coding region: 1-1494 (497 amino acids)
Molecular function (GO): FAD binding; oxidoreductase activity
Source: RefSeq, a predicted model, not a curated record